UUUAACUUUCAAGAUUUAAUUUUUGGAAGACUCAAAACAAAAAAGAAAAUAAAAUACUAUUGUAUUUUUCAAAGUGUUCUCUGUAUGUAUAUAGCUAGUAUAGUGGAGUAUAAAUUAUUUUUAUUUAUAUUUCUGAUUUUCCCUAUUCUAUUACAUAGAUUUUUGUACCACUAUAGUCCAUUUUUUAUCUCACUAUUUUAUACUUAAACUUUCUGUGAGAAUAAAAAUAUUACUAAUAAUAAUACUCUAAUUAAUGUUUAACUAAAUAUGCAAACUCGGAGUACAUAAUUUUUUUACUAUUAUUCACUCUUAUUUAUUCAACUCGUGCGCUACCAGUUCAAAUCCCUGCUAUAGGUUUUCAGAGAUUCAAUAAACUUUUGAUUCCUCAAAAAAUGCAGAUUUCCGAAAACAGGAAUGAAUCGACUGAUAAGCUCAGGGAAGCUGAUCAGCACGUAUUGAAUUUCUUAGAUUCCAUGGAUACUUAUCUAAAUCUUAUGGAUUCCUUAUCAUCAACUCUUCGUCAGGGAUGGCUGGAGCUAGCCAGUGCUCGACAUUCAAUGGGUGCUGCUCGUGUUAGCUGCACCUUGUUUGACCUCAAAUCUCAUCGUGCUUCAACUACACUAGAAGUAGACAAUGUUGACUCCAAUGUAGAGCCACCGCACUUCAAAUUGUGCAAAUGGGUGGCCUUGGAUGAUUCUGAAAUGAAUAAUGGGGAAGCCAAAUGUAAGGAUGAUGAACUGUCACCGGCCAAGGCUGAAACCCCACUAGCUCUGGAUGAGGUACCUCAAGCUAGACGGGCUGAAAGUGGUGAAUCCCCGGUUUCUCCUGAUGAUCACCAGGUCCAACAGGCAAGAUCUAGAUCACUUUCAAUGUUUGGGACGCUGGUCUCUCCCAAGCUUCGUGCAACCCAGACGUCAUUUGAGAGAGCUAUGGAGAUGCUGGUGGAGAUAUCAAAUGCACGAGCUUCUUUGCUGCAUGCUCACAAUCAAGUGCAGAAAGAUGUGAAGGCUGCCAAAUAGUUGUGGCUAGCUUCUAGGAGUAUUUGUUUACUACUAUAAUCCCCCCAUCUAGUAUAGUCCAAGAUUAUUGAUCAUUCAUACAUACAGGGAGAUUUAGAUAUUCACACAAUCCUACUUUACGCCAUUCACUCCACCCAACAUUACCUCAGAUCUGUAAUUUAGCAAGAAUGAGAUCCCUUCAACGAGCAGCAAAUAAUGGAUAGCAUAUAAAGAACAUGCUCAUUUGCUUCGAGGUGGUUCAAAAGUUACUAUGUUGUGAGGUAACAUAACUUUAUUUUUUAAACUCUUUUGUUCAGAGUGAUAUCUGUUGAACAAGAUGAUUACUAUAAAGUAUGGUAAAAGCACAAAUUUAUACAAAA
Messenger RNA from Salvia splendens (bonfire salvia), 1378 nucleotides. RefSeq names its product coiled-coil domain-containing protein 115. Gene Ontology annotation, biological process: vacuolar proton-transporting V-type ATPase complex assembly. The transcript is spliced from 6 exons. The record is from RefSeq and is a predicted model, not a curated record. Lineage: Eukaryota; Viridiplantae; Streptophyta; Magnoliopsida; Lamiales; Lamiaceae. Bases 393 to 1019 code for a protein of 208 amino acids.